This is a messenger RNA of Ananas comosus (pineapple), 2657 nucleotides long. Its product is annotated as low affinity sulfate transporter 3-like. Gene Ontology annotation, cellular component: membrane. Gene Ontology annotation, biological process: transmembrane transport. The record is from RefSeq and is a predicted model, not a curated record. The transcript is spliced from 14 exons. Bases 469 to 2421 code for a protein of 650 amino acids. Gene Ontology annotation, molecular function: secondary active sulfate transmembrane transporter activity. NCBI's taxonomy places the organism in Eukaryota, Viridiplantae, Streptophyta, Magnoliopsida, Poales, Bromeliaceae.
ACUUUUCUAAAAGGCAAAAGUAGACACACACCAAAGGGGGAUAAUCAACAUGGAAGAAGUUCAUAAGGCGAAAACAUUGUCCCCACCUUCCCCAUCUUUUUGGCCAAGUGCAGCUAUGUACAAGUACAGUUUUACGGCACAAAUUCAUUUUGUUUAGGCCAUGGUGAAAGGUGGUGCGGUAGUAUUUAAUGGGGAGCUUGAGUGAGGAACUAUCAUAUUCUGCAGAAAUCAUAUAAGCAAAAACAAGAGAGAAGAAGGACAAAAUGAUCGAUACGCGCAUUAUCCACGACAGUACAAUCAAGUCCCAUAAACUUCCUAACUAUCUUGAGCGCUCUCUCUACCAUGAAAGCUAUCUAGUCCCAUGCCCGGAGUCUCUUUUAUGGUCAAAUUCCCACGGAAGAUUCUCUAUCCGACAACCGACUACUUUUUAGGGAACACAGAGAGUUCCCCCAAACACUUCAAAGAGCAAUGGACUCCUCAAUUGAGUCUACCUCUGCAGCAAAGAAUGCCGAUGAAGAAUCAAGAAGACGCAGAAUGGGUGAUAUAGUGCUGAACACUCCAGAACCCCCUGCUCUAUGGCACGAGAUCUCUGUGUCGAUAAAAGAAGAAGUAUUUCCUCGAAGCAGCGAGCCCUUCUCGCUUCUCACAUGGAUUUUAUCAGCAGCUCAGGGCCUGUUUCCCGUGCUUCAGUGGGGAAGAAGCUACAGCUUUAAGUAUUUUCGGAGUGACUUCAUGGCUGGUUUGACUCUUGCAAGCCUCGGUAUUCCACAGAGUAUUGGAUAUGCCAAUUUAGCUAAACUUGAUCCUCAAUAUGGUCUUUAUACAAGUGUUGUACCACCUCUAAUCUACUCUGUAAUGGGGACUUCAAGAGAUAUAGCCAUUGGCCCUGUUGCUGUUGUAUCUCUGCUUCUGUCAUCCAUGGUUCAGAAAGUAGUCGAUCCAACAGCUGAUCCUAUCGCCUACCGAAAGCUGGUUUUCACUGCAACACUUUUCACAGGCAUAUUUCAAGCCUCCUUUGGAAUGUUCAGGCUGGGUUUUCUUGUGGACUUCCUCUCGCACGCUGCCAUCGUUGGCUUCAUGGCCGGAGCAGCUAUUGUGAUAGGAUUGCAGCAGCUUAAAGGACUACUAGGGAUCAAUCACUUUACAAACAAAACCAAUAUAGUUUCUGUCAUCAAGGCCGUCUGGGUUGCGCUUCAUCAACCUUGGCACUAUGGCAAUUUUCUCAUCGGAUGUGUGUUCCUUAUAUUCAUCCUCUGUGCAAGAUUCAUGGCAAGAAGGAACAAGAAGCUAUUCUGGCUCUCAGCCAUUGCUCCUCUGCUCUCUGUUAUCCUGUCAACUCUUCUAGUCUUUGUUAUGAGAGCCGAUAAGCAUGGUGUUAAAAUUAUACAACAUGUUACUGGAGGACUAAAUCCAAGCUCAGUUAAACAGUUACAGCUACAAGGACCAUAUGUGGGGGAGUGUGCUAAGAUCGGCCUUGUUUGUGCAGUGAUUGCUCUAACGGAGGCUAUCGCUGUUGGACGAUCUUUCGCCUCAAUAAACGGUUACAAACUAGACGGAAACAAGGAAAUGAUAGCGAUGGGCUUCAUGAACGUCGCUGGAUCGUUAUCCUCCUGCUAUGUUGCCACAGGUUCUUUCUCUCGAACGGCUGUAAACUUCAGCGCCGGCUGCAAAACGACAGUAUCCAAUAUUGUCAUGGCCGUCACAGUGUUUAUAGCUUUGCAGCUGCUGACAAGGCUCUUGUACUACACCCCUGUGACCAUACUCGCAUCAAUUAUUCUUUCCGCCCUUCCCGGACUUAUUGAUGUAAAAGAAGUCUGCAACAUCUGGGAAAUUGACAAAAUGGACUUCCUCACUUGUAUCGGAGCAUUCCUCGGCGUUCUAUUUGGAUCUGUGGAAAUUGGCCUUUCCGCAGCAGUGAUCAUCUCAUUUGCGAAGAUUAUCAUUCGGUCAAUCCGACCGCAUAUUGAAAUGCUUGGGAGAAUACAGGGGACCGACAUCUUCUGCAGCAUCAGACAGUAUCCGACGGCCGCGCAAACGCAAGGCGUACUGCUGAUCCGCAUCGACUCGUCCUUUCUUUGCUUCAUGAAUGCCAAUUUCAUCAGAGAAAGGAUUACGAGAUGGGUGAUGGAAGAAUGCGACCCGAAUGAUAAGAAGCCCGGAGAGAAGAUCCACUCGGUCGUUAUCGACAUGUCGACCGUGAUGAACGUAGACACUUCCGGAACCGCAGCAGUAGGGGAGAUGCACAAGGAGCUGCUCUUUCUCGGUAUACAGUUAGCUAUAGCCAAUCCGGGGUGGCAGGCGAUUCACAAGAUGAAGCGGGCCGGGCUCGUCGAACGCAUCGGAGGAGAGUGGGUGUUCCUGACUGCCGGUGAAGCUGUUAGAGCGUGUCUGGCAGCUAAGGAUGCGGCCUGCGGCUGCUGAAAGUGCAGUUUGUGUUCUUCUUUCAAUCCGGUUGAUUUCGCAAAAAUUGCGCACGCAUUAUUAUUACUCGUGCUACUGUUGUGUGGAAUGUAUUAUGUGUAUGAUGAUGAUGAUGAUGAUGAUGAUGAUGAUGAUGAUGAUGAAUCAACAUCUUCGAACUCGGUGGCUUUUGCUAUGAACUGUGGAACAUGUUUUUCAUGUGGUAUAAUAUAGUAUGGAGAAAUUCAACUAUGAAA